Molecule: messenger RNA, 960 nt
Organism: Castor canadensis (American beaver)
Lineage: Eukaryota; Metazoa; Chordata; Mammalia; Rodentia; Castoridae
Source: RefSeq, a predicted model, not a curated record
AUGGACGUCCGCAAGAAAAGAUGGAUCACCCUUUGUUCCUCUGAUUGGCCAACCUUCAAUAUCCUCCCUUUAUCCAGCCCUCACGAGGUCCCCACAGGCAGAGACCUCAACGGAGACGAGGAAGACAACUACCGAGAGGCCCCUGGUUCUGCCUCCCGGCGAGGACCUCCUGAAGCCGAGCCCCGACGGCCCCCGGCUGACCCCGCUCCCUCCCCUGUGGCGGGACGACUGAGAGGGCGCAGAGAACAGCCACCCGACUCCGCGUCCCAGGCAUUCCCGCUGCGGGCGGGACCCAAUGGCCAACUUCAAUAUUGGCCCUUUUCAGCGUCUGAUCUCUAUAACUGGUGCAAUAAUAACCCCUCUUUUUCCAAAGAUCCCUCAAAACUAACAGCUUUAAUUGAGUCUAUUUUAGUAACUCAUCAACCCACUUGGGAUGAUUGUCAGCAGUUGCUCCAGGCGCUCCUGACCACAGAAGAAAAACAGCGCGUUUUUUUAGAAGCCAGAAAAAAUGUGCCUGGAGAAAAUGGUCGACCCACCCAGCUGCCCAAUGAGAUCAAGGCAGCAUUCCCCCUAGAACGUCCCAACUGGGACUUCACCACGGCUGAAGGUAGGAACCACCUACGCUUCUACCGCCAGUUGCUCAUAGCGGGUCUCCAUGGGGCAGCUAGACGUCCCACUAAUUUGGCUCAGGUUAAACAGAUAAUACAGGGGCCUGAGGAGUCGCCAUCAGCAUUCCUCGAAAGGCUAAAAGAAGCUUAUCGCAUGUACACUCCAUAUGAUCCAGAGGACCCAGGUCAGGCUACUAGCUAUAUGAGUCUAAAACAAACCGGGAUCCUAGCAAGGAUAUUUAUUGGUUAAAGGAAUUCCCACAGGCAUGGGCAGAAUCAGGGGGCAUAGGAUUAGCUAAACAGCAGGCGCCACUGGUUAUUCCAUUAAGAGCCACGGCGACCCCCAUUUCGG